UCCUCUUCAUCGCUUUCUUUAAAGCACACCCGUUACAGAAUAAUCAGCCAACACCGGAAUCCAGCAAAGGAUAGUAAUUUCCCACCAGCACCAUGACUCCAGCUGAUCAACUUGUUUGUCUGCGCCAAGGUAACCGGCCUAUUGAGGAAUUUGUAGAAGAGUUUUGUGAACUACAACAUCAGGUAGAUUUCAAAGACUCUUUCCUGAAAGAUAUUUUUUACUGUGGAUUAGAUCGCAGCAUUUCCUGUUCUAUGCCACUCCAUACACCACACUGGACUUUAGAACAUUAUAUUGAUUAUGCUCUGUGUUUGUGUGGCUCUCCCUUCACUGUCGGUGUUGUGAAUAGCAAACCAGAGGCUAUUCACAACACGCCAAGCCCUGCUAUGCCUGUUUUGUCUAUGCCUGUUCCUAAAAUGGCUGCCACCAUGCCUGUUCCUAAAAUGGCUGCCACCAUGCCUGUUCAUAAAAUGGCUGCCAUCCUGCCUGUCCCUAAAAUGGCUGCCAUCCUGCCUGUCCCUAAAAUGGCUGCCAUCCUGCCUGUCCCUAAAAUGGCUGCCAUCCUGCCUGUUCCCAAAAUGGCCGCCAUCCUGCCUGUCUCUGCACUUGCACCUGUUUUGGAGAGAGCUACUGUUAUCCCUGCACCUGAAUUACAGAGAGUCAUCGUCACCACCACACCUGCACUCAUGAGGGCUACUACCCACCCAGCACCUGACGUCCAGAUGGCCACCCUGCCUGAACCGACGACCACAGAGGUAUGUCUCAUGGACUCUGUUAUUUCUGAAUUUGCCAUAGCCCUGUGGUGCGUCUGGUCUGCCUGCUGCUUGUUUGUCCCCUGUGUUUCUCAAGGCCCUGAACCCGAACCCCUGGACUCAUUUGAUCUGCUUGAUUCAUCCGAUCCAUCUGAUUCAUCCGGCUCAUCUGAUUCAUUCGAUUCAUCUGAUUCAUCCGACUGCUCUGAUUUCAUCGACUCCUAUGAUUCAUCUGAUCUGCCCGUCUCAUCUGAUCUGCCCGUCUCAUCUGAUCUGCCCGUCUCAUCUGAUCUGCCCGUCUCAUCUGAUCUGCCCGUCUCAUCUGAUCUGCCCGUCUCAUCUGAUCUGCCCGACUCAUCUGAUCUGCCCGACUCAUCUGAUCUGCCCGACUCAUCUGAUCUGCCCGACUCAUCUGAUCUGCCCGACUCAUCUGAUCUGCCCGACUCAUCUGAUCUGCCCGACUCAUCUGAUUCGUCUGUCCUGCCUGAUUCGUCUGUCCUGCCUGAUUCGUCUGUCCUGCCUGAUUCGUCUGUCCUGCCUGAUUCGUCUGUCCUGCCUGAUUCGUCUGUCCUGCCUGAUUCGUCUGUCCUGCCUGAUUCGUCUGUCCUGCCUGAUUCGUCUGUCCCGUCUGGUUCGUCUGGCUUACCUGAUUCACCUGUCCCAUCUGAUUCAUCUGCCUCACCUGAUUCACAUGAUUCGUCUGACCCACCUGAUUCAUCAGAUUCGUCUGUUCUGCCUGAUUCACCUGUUCCGUCUGACUCAUCUGAUUCAGCUGUCCUGCCUGAUUCACAUGUCCCGUCUGACUCACCCGGUUUAUCUGGUUCAUCUGAUUCACUUGGCUCACCUGGCUCGUCUGAUUCGUCGGCUCCACCAUCUGGAAUAUCGUCACCCUGGUCUGUGGAAGCUCUUCCAAGUUUUUUUUGGGGGGGGUAGUACCCGGACACAGGAGGGAGGCAGAGGACACCGAGGCGGAGGCCGAAGUGUACUCUGAUCCUCCCUUUCCUUGUGAUCUGGGUCUAUUCCUACCCCAUGACCCAGGUCCCAGCCUGCCCCAUGACCCAGGUCCCAGCCUGCCCCAUGACCCAGGUCCCAGCCUGCCCCAUGACCCAGGUCCCAGCCUGCCCCAUGACCCAGGUCCCAGCCUGCCCCAUGACCCAGGUCCCAGCCUGCCCCAUGACCCAGGUCCCAGCCUGCCCCAUGACCCGGGCCCACACCUGCCCCAUGACCCGGGCCCACACCUGCCCCAUGACCCGGGCCCACACCUGCCCCAUGACCCGGGCCCACACCUGCCCCAUGACCCGGGCCCACAUCUGCCCCAUGAUCCGGGACCAUGCUGGCCCCACGGCCCUGGACCAUCCUGGCCUCAUGACCCAGGACCUCUCCUGAACUGCCCUGCCUUGCCAAGAGGUCCUGGCCCACCCGCCCACCCUCCAUUUGGACUUUGUUAUCUGUAUGUUGGGCUCCGGGAGUCGCCCUUUAGAGGGGGGGUUCUGUAAUGGUUUUGUUCUGUGUUCUGUGUAUUUUUGUAUUUUGGACUUUUAUUUUGAUACUCUGCUCUGACUUUUAUUUUGAUAUUCAUCAUGCCAUGUCACGCUUCACACUUCCUGUUUGUUUCUGUAUUUAAGUCACUUCCUGUUCACCUGUUCCUGGCUGAUUAUUACAUAGCCAUCCUGUUUGUAUUUGCCUGUAUCCUGAAUCUGUUUACCUGUUAAUCUGUUUUUGUAUCUGUUCCUGUUUUGACCUGUGCCUGUAUUUGGAUUUAUUGCCUGUUCUGCCGCCU
Messenger RNA from Paramisgurnus dabryanus, 2529 nucleotides. NCBI's taxonomy places the organism in Eukaryota, Metazoa, Chordata, Actinopteri, Cypriniformes, Cobitidae. The record is from RefSeq and is a predicted model, not a curated record.